Molecule: messenger RNA, 6768 nt
Organism: Hypanus sabinus (Atlantic stingray)
Lineage: Eukaryota; Metazoa; Chordata; Chondrichthyes; Myliobatiformes; Dasyatidae
Gene: angpt2b
Product: angiopoietin 2b
Exons: 10
Coding region: 819-2318 (499 amino acids)
Biological process (GO): Tie signaling pathway
Molecular function (GO): receptor tyrosine kinase binding
Source: RefSeq, a predicted model, not a curated record
UGGUUGAGACCGAACUAAUUUCAACUGCCCUCCCUGUGCAUAGCACAAAAAUCUGCUUUGUUAAAUACGGAUUUUUGCUCACUUUUUAGAGUAAUGUAUAACCUACCUGAAAAUCUACAGAGCUUUUCCAGCCAGUGAAAGAACUCAAGCCACAAUCAAUAGAACUGCUCAUCGCUCAUACUGAGCCACAGGCAAUGAAUUCCACUGUGAAGAAAGUAUUUGUUCAACUGUAUAUUUAAAACUCAGUAAGGUGAUGGAAGCUUGCCCAGAAUUUCAAUGACGAGUUGAUUUAGUGCCUCUCGUCUGAAAAUAGUGUGGGCUGGACAAUGGUGUAAAAUAUCCCUCAUUAUCAGAAUGGUGCAUUAAGAUAAACUGUCGGAUCUUAUGACGAAAGCUGCUGAAGGAAGUCAAGCAUGUGCUAAUCACUCUUGUGAUCAAAUCAGCUGUCAGGAUAGGGCCACUGACUUAUAACCUGCUUACUCCAAAGGAGUUCCAUGCAUUUAGUUCAGCUUGAAGAGCGAAGAGGCUUCACCAACAGGAGCAAUCGAACGCUUCCCGUAUUUGUCAGUGCAACGUGGGCUGUGAAACAUAGGAAGCAAUACUGAGCCUUAUCACUGAGUCACAGAAGGAAAACAAAUUCUUGGCAACUUCGCAUAAAGCCAGUGAACUGUCAGAGCAACCCGUCAGGAGAAGCAGAAACUCUGUUAGUCUGGAUCUAUGACCAAGCAACCCUGUAGUCAGAGAACCAGGGAACGGAAAGAAGUUGGCUAAAGAUUGGAAGCAUACGCACUGAGAAAGCUAGGUUGGAACUUAUCAGAAUGCUGUUAAGCUACUUGUCAUUUGCACAUUGUGCUUAUACAUUCCUGGCUAUGUCAGUGUUCAGCUCCUACCAUAGAGGGACAGAGGGCUUAGAUAAGCGCAAUCAUCAGAUUCAGCAUGGAUCCUGCAGCUAUACAUUUCUCCUUCCAGAAAUUGAGAACUGCCAACCUUCCCCUGACUACCACAUAUCCAAUUCACUUCAAAGGGAUGCUCCCUCACCGGUGGAGCCCAACUGGUCCUUAAAACGGUUGCAGCAGCUUGAAGACGUUCUGGAGAACAACACGCAGUGGCUACAGAAGCUUGAAAACUACAUUCAGGACAGCGUGAAGACUGAGAUAGUGGAGAUCCAACGAAAUGUUGUGCACAACCAGACUGCGGCCAUGCUGGAAAUAGGAACCAAUCUCCUAACUCAGACUGCAGAACAAACACGCAAACUCACCGAUGUGGAAACACAGGUUCUGAAUCAAACAUCACGGCUUGAAAUACAGUUGUUAGAGAACUCAUUGUCAACCAAUAAACUGGAGAAACAAAUCAUGGUGCAGACACAGGAAAUUACCAAACUCCAGGAAAAGAACAGCUUUCUGGAGCAGAAAGUCCUAGAAUUAGAAGGUAAACACGAAACAGAGCUGCAGUUAAUGAAAGAGGAGAAGUUGGAGAUACAAGACUUGUUGGUGAAGCAGAGCACAAUUAUUGGAGAGCUUGAGAAGCACCUGAGUAUUGCCACGGAGAACAACAGUGCCUUACAGAACCAGCAAGUUUUAUUAAUGGAGACAGUUCACAACCUACUGAAUAUGGUUUCCCAUACCAACGCAGAAAUCCUUCGAAUUCAAAAAGUUGAGCCAAUUGUUUAUAAAGAUUGUGCAGAAAUAUACAAAUCGGGAGUAACCAGAAGUGGAGUCCACACUCUCCAUAUCCCAAACACAACAGCAACAGUGGAGGUGUUCUGUGACAUGGAGACAAACGGAGGAGGAUGGACAGUCUUCCAGCAUCGUGAAAAUGGGAAUGUUGAAUUCCACCGUGACUGGAAGGAAUACAAAUUGGGAUUUGGGAACCCCCAUGGAGAGUAUUGGCUAGGAAAUGAAUAUAUUCAUCUGCUCACCAGCCAAUCACCUCAAGUUCUACGCAUUCAGCUGAAGGACUGGAAUGGAAAUGAAGCAUACGCUGCCUUUGACUACUUCCUGUUGGAAAGUGAGGAGCAGAAGUAUCGGCUCCAUAUAAAGGGUUACAGUGGAACAGCCGGGAGAACCAGCAGUUUCAGCCCCUCUGGUACACAAUUCAGCACCAAGGACGUCGACAAUGAUGAAUGUGGCUGCAAAUGCUCCCAGAUGGCGUCUGGAGGAUGGUGGUUCCAGGCCUGUGGCCCUUCUAACCUGAAUGGCAUGUAUUACUCAGGCGGGAUGAAUACAAUUCGAUUCAACGGGAUCAAGUGGCACUACUGGAAGGGCUCACACUACUCCCUCAAGUCCACCAGCAUGAUGAUCCGACCUGUGGCUUUUUGAGCACAACACUGGAAUGGCUUUCCUGAGCAGCUGAUAGAAUUUGUCAUCACUUAAGGGAUAUUCUGCAUCCACCACACAAAUGCUGAUUUAAUUAUAUUAAAUCACUUAGCACACGCUGGUGGGAAGUCAGAUUUGCAGGUAUCACCCGUAGCUACCAGCCUGCAAAUCACAAGAAAAUCAUUUCAUUUUAAAUCUUCCUACCCAUCUUCAGAGAUGAAAAGUUUGACAAGAAAUCUCUCGGCAGCAGGCUAAAAAGAGAAUAUUAAAUGAUUUGCUAUUGAACUAGGGCCUGAAAUAGAAGAGUCCCUCAGGGCUUCUGCAGUUCAACCUGAAUGUUGUGUCAACCAUUGGCGACACUGAGUUUCAGGACAAACUCUGUUUAAAAAUGUUUAUUCUCUGUCAGCUGCCUUCACCAUUGUUUUCAGAACAACCACUUUUGUAUCUGUACGCACCUUGAGCAGGUAUUGAGUCUAACAACCACAGGAGACAGGUUCAUGAAUGCAUCGUGUUUAACUAUUUAACCUAUGUUUGGGCACUUCCUUUGUAAACCUUUUAUUCUUCUUUAGGAAAGAAAAGCACUGCAUAUUUAUGUUAUGUUUUUACUCAUCCGGAUCCUUUCCAGAAUUCUGAGGAAGGCAAGUUUUCUGCUCCCUCGAUAGCAAAUAUGUACAGCCUCUUCCAAAUACUUUUUUGCUCGUUGGCUAUCACAACAUAUUUGUAUUCUAACAGAUGUUCCAUUCACUACAGAGCUAACUGUUUGCAUCAGUGUAACUUCAACAUUUUAUGUGAUGUUGCAAUGAUAAAAAGAAACAAAAGAAGAGAAUCUGAGGACAGACUAUAUCAUUCCUCUGUGUAUGUAUUCCAUUACAUGUCUUACAGUACCUGUCACCUUGGUCACAUUACUCGUUUGCAUCCAGUGACUGUUGUAUAACCUGCUGUGAGAGUUUCAAUCAUUGUUUGCUGAAAUCUGAACAAACCCAUCUGGUUUGAUUGCCAUUUUCAAUUGAAAAAUGAUUGUUUCUUGAAAUCAAGACUGUUCUGGGAAUAGGUUAUUGUGCUUCCAACUAUUGUUCCCAAAGUUCUUGUUCUUCAAUAGGACAAGGAAUUAAGGAGGAAGUCAGAUGUCAAAUCUGUGAGCAAACAAAUUAACUCGCUGUAAUGAUUCAUUUGGGAUGCUUGCAACUGGGAGACAAUCUUAAAGCAAUUAGCUAUUGGUUUUGUUUUCAAAACAAAAUGGUUCACUUACAGAUUAAAGUAUCCCAUUGACACUGCAUAUAAUUUUACAAAUAAAUACUUUAUUUAUAAACAGUAGAAUGCUUUCACAUUUCAGAUGAAUACUCCAUUCUCAAGCAAGGUUCACAGUGUGUCAGCCUAACAUCAACUCUUCUGUUCCACAACUAAACAAUCCGAUGCAGAUUCCAGUCCUAUAAUGUGACCUUAAAUUAAGACUGUUCCCUACAGAGGCUAUAUAUUGGCUGCAUGCAAUCAUGUAUCUUGAUGUCUGGCUGUCUGCAGAAUUUAAUAGUGAACAGCUCUUGCUCUCAAGGACAAGCAUGUUUUGAGCAGACCAGGGGCUAUUUUUCACCAAGUCAUCAAUUUUCCAGCAGCAGUUGUUCUUUGUGUCACUGAGCAUUCCAGGAAACAGCCAGCAGGGCUCUGAGUUGCUUGUUAUGCAGGCAUUUGGGAUGAAUCGCAACAAAGACAAUUGCAUCACCUCUUGACAACACGCAAUCCAGAAGGAACUGGAUGAUGGUCUCCUCCCCAGAGUAGCGGUAUUGAGGCUAGCAUGCAGCCAUGCUGAUUCUCAGUCUGGGCAAUUGGGACCUGUCAAGGAGAGCACGUUUCUUAACAUCUGUCAAGCAGUGUCUUGUUGUUUACUUGAAAGAUCUGGUGGCAUAGGUCAAGAGUCAUAGUAUUAAACAACAUAGAAAUGGGCUUUUGACUCAAGUCAUCCUCACUGACCAAGCCGCCUUCAUGAACUGGUCCCAUGUGUCUAUGUUUGCCCACGUCCCACCAAACAAAAUGUUCCAAACCCGAAGUCCACUGGCACCUUGAUUAGUGGUAUUUGUCCAUGGCAUAAAAUUAAUUGAAACCCCUGCUCUAAUCUUUCCCUGUCCAAACAUCUUUAAAAUCUAAUGGUAUUACACCUGCCAUUUCUUCUGGCAGCCCAUUGCACAUACCCACCAGCUGCUGUGUGGAAAAAUUUGCCCCUCAUGUCUCCUUCAAACUUUUCCCCUCUCACCUCAAAAUUAUGUCCUCUAAUUUUAGACUACCCCACCAUGGGAAACAGACUCUGACUGUUCACCUCAUUUAUCUCCUUCACUAUUUUACACACUGCAAUAAGAUCACUCCUCAGCUCCUAAACCCCAGGGGGUGAAAAGAGCCCAAACGUAUGCAGUCUUUGUGAAGAGGUAUUCCAUCGAAUGGAAGUAGGACUCACCACUUCCAUAUCCCACAAUGCUUUGAGGAUAAUCCAUGCAGACUAUUGUCUUACACUGUACUGCAUUUUGUUAAAGUAGCAUAUAAUUGCUACGAUGUCAGAUCACCUAUUUGCCUAUGAUCAAUAACCAACAUCAGCUACACAACAGGAUGUCAUGUUUUUCACUUCUUACCAAAAGCUCUCUCUAGUCAUCUGCUCAUCUUCCUAGCAACUGAAUUAGACAAUCUACAUCUUAAUAGCACAUUUAAUGCUAGGCUGGGUUUCUAACUAUAAAAAAAAAAUCUCCAUCAUCUUACCUCUGCAAUGUUGUGGGAUUCUCCAGUUCAUUACAAUUGAAGCCCUGAAUUUUGUUUUUUUUUGCAUCCACGUGAGGUUAUUCCAAUGCACUCUCAACUAUUGCACCUCACUCUAUUCCUUGAGGGCACCCAAAGCUUUGUUGCCUAUCUUCUAAUAUGCCAGGUUCCUUCCACACAUCAGCCCUGCUCUUACUGCUCAAUAUCUGAAUAUCUGAAAUUGUGAAAUUCACAUCAUUCAUAUUCAUAUCAAGCUUAUUGGGAUUUGUCACUCCCAAUUUAUCUUCAUCCAACAACAACUCUGAUUUUAAUUCCACCACUGAUGCUGGUCAUCCAUUCAAGCCCACCCAUUUGAAAUUCAGAGACAAAAAACAUUGCAGGUGCUGUAGUCUAGAGCAAAAAAAAAACAAGCUGCUGAAGGAACUCAAUGUGUCAGGCAGCAUCUGUCGAAGGAAAGGGGCAGCUGACGUCCAGACCAGAUGAAGUACUUGAACCACAAUGUCUACAGUUCAUUUCACAGAUGUUGCCUGACACAUCGAGGUCCUCCAGCAGUUUGUUUUUCACUCUGGGGUUCUGCUUUCCAAACUCCCUUGUUCGUACUUCUUUUUAAGAUUCUGCCUGAAGCAAAUCACAUUCACACAUUUUUUGAUGAUAUGCCCGAACUUGAGAUAUAGGUGCAAUUAUUAAUUUUCAUUAUACAAACACAAGUCAUUGUUGUUGUUGGGACUUGGUGAUAACAAAUCAAAGCAUUAUCUAAAAGAACCAUUAGAGACUCUGAGAGAUGUAAGCAAGCUUUACACAAAUUCCAGUUUUUUCCAACUUCAGUAGAUUUUCUCCACUUUCCCUGCUGUGUCUAUUGUGUCACCUCUGUUACAACAAUAGCACAGGACUGCCAAUCCUUCUGUUCUCUUGAGUUUGAAACAGCUGAAGUGCCUGUGUAAGAACGUCAGGGGUGAUCUCUGUUUUCAGCCACCCCUUGAAUGCAACUCAGCCUGGAAUUAUGUUGUCACAAUAAUUGUUUGACAGGUUUUUGCCCAUAGAAUUGUAAUAUUAAUAAUCCAAUUGAAAGUGUUAAUUGCAUAACAGGGCUCUUGACUUUUCGUCUUUCAUUUCACAUCCCGUAAAGUGAACACAGUUGCAUAUUCAAAUAUUGGGAUACUGCAUCAAGUAAAAUAGGUUGGAUCCAUCAAAGAGAGUUUGAACAUUACAACCAAUUGCAACAACAAUUAAUUGUGGCACAGACUCUGAAGGAGAUUCCUUAAUAAUACUGUGUGAAAUGAAAAUUUUAUAAAAUGCUCCAUUUCUGACAGCAUGCCAGAUGUUAAAAUGAAUCAUAUCUGACCAGUCCUAUCCUUGUAGGAGAGUCGAUUAAAGCAACUGGAAUUUACAGGCCAAAUAAGGUUUAUGCUUAAACACAUCCAAGGAUUUUGUCCCUUAAAUAGUUAAUUCUAGUAAGUAAUAUUAAAAAUACUGAUUAAGUGGUUAUUUCCGGGAAAUGGUAUUGACAUGGUAUAGCUUAAUUAUUUACAGUUUCCAAUAUACAUUAAUAUUGGGAAAGAUUACAGUUACUUACUCUGCCAAAAAAAAAGUUUCAAGUUGAAUGCAAUAGCUAGUAAAUAUUUUAUGUAUUUUCUUUUUUUUAAAAAAACUAUGAAGCAUGGACAUAUAAUUUACAACAGCUUUUGGGUUAAUUUAAGAAAUAAAAGUAUCUACAGAC